Molecule: messenger RNA, 2951 nt
Organism: Amblyraja radiata (thorny skate)
Lineage: Eukaryota; Metazoa; Chordata; Chondrichthyes; Rajiformes; Rajidae
Product: rho GTPase-activating protein 6-like
Exons: 12
Coding region: 391-2538 (715 amino acids)
Biological process (GO): signal transduction
Source: RefSeq, a predicted model, not a curated record
UAUACUUGUACAAUUGCCAUGUUCUACGUGUCUGUCCAACUAGAGUAUGAUUUUUUGGCAAGACUCUGAAACUCCUACAUUUGGAAGGGAAGUUGGUCACAUUCCCAGCUUGUGUAAACAUCAGAGAUGAAUGCAAUGGAAACAGCAUUAGGGGUAAUUUCUCUCCAGCUCUUCCCCUUUUCCAUCUCACUCACACACACAACCCCACACAAUUGCAACUGCAGCUCUGAGCAGCAAAUGUGUCAAUGAGUUCUAUAUGCAUUCUGAUCGAUGAAAAUUUCUCAGAGAUAGCAAGAGAGUUGAGGCAUUUUGUGUGAACUGUUUACGGCAUCUCAGAUACGGACAUUAGAUACAGCUACAAAUAUCACAGGUGAUUUCACUUGGAACACAAUGUUUGGACAGAAUGUCACGCUGCAGCCUGUUCCCAUUCAGAGCCUCUCCGAACUAGAGCGAGCGAGACUUCAGGACGUGGCGUUCUACCACCUGCAAGGGAAAGAUCUUGGCUGUCAGAUUACCAUCCCCAAAGGGGGGCCAAAAAGGAAGAAAUCAUUUCGGCGAAAGAAAGAACCUUUUACCAAAGAUAAAAAAGAUAAAGAAUUGCAUCCUCUGGGAUUUGGGAUUCCUCUGCCACAGGUCAUCCUGAAUGACUGUGCUCGAAAGAAGAAGCAAGAUGCAGUGAAGGAAGGUCGGAGAGACUGUCUAGACCUGGAGACAUCGGUCCUGAAAUUUCGGGCCAAGAAGCAACACAAGCAUCUGGAUGAUAGCAACGUAUUUCUGCAGUCUGCCCUAGACAUCAUGGACGAGCCUCUCUCCCCAACUUUUCUGGAUAGUGUUUCCAGAGGCCACAGACGGGGUGCCGUGUCCGUCGAUUCUAUCACAGACCUGGAUGACAACCAGUCACGAUUGCUGGAGGCCCUACAGCUCUCUUUGCCAGUGGAACUGGAAAGAAAAAGCUUAACAAAGACCAAAAAGAAGCUCAGUCUGAACCCCAUCUACCGGCAGGUCCCCAGAAUCGUGCAGCAAUGCUGCCGGCACAUCGAAAGCUACGGUCUUCAGACUGUUGGUAUUUUCCGAGUUGGAAGUUCUAAAAAAAGAGUUCGACAGCUACGAGAUGAAUUUGAUCAAGGUCUGGAAGUGAUUUUGGAUGAAGAACACAGUGUCCACGAUGUAGCAGCUCUACUGAAAGAGUUCCUGCGGGACAUGCCAGAUCCACUUCUCUCCAGAGAGCUCUACACAGCCUUCAUCAAUACCAUGUCAAUGAAUCACAAGAAACAGCUCUCCACCCUCCAACUGCUGAUUUAUCUGUUACCCCCGUGUAACUGUGACACUCUGCUCCGACUGCUGGAGUUGCUGUCAAAGGUUGCCAGCCACGCCCAGGACUCAGUUGAUGAAGGUGGACAAGAGGUGACCGGGAACAAAAUGACGUCUCCCAAUCUGGCUACCAUAUUUGGCCCGAACCUCCUUCACAGAGAGAAUGUUUCUGACAAAGACUACAGUAUGCAAGCAGUUGAAGUAGAGGAGAGCUCAGCAGUCAUUGGUGUGGUCCAAAAAAUGAUAGUUAACUACAAAAACCUGUUCAUCGUUGCUCCGGAGCUUCAGCAUGAAGUGCUAAUGAGUUUAAUGCAGACGGACAAAGAUGUUGUACAUUAUCUUCUACGCAGGAAACUUAAAUUCCAAUCGAGUUCAGAUCAAGAAAAUGAAGCGUUUGUGAUGGCAGAUCAUCCUUGCGUCAAAGCUGUGUGUGACCCCUGCUCGCAAAGCAUUACCAUCACACCAAUGCACAUCUCACGCAGCUUCUGUGAAAGCCUCUCUCUGCAGGACCAGAGGAAGAAACAUUCAGAUUCUGAGUUGUAUAAAGUUCCAGACACAUUGACAUUCAUUAGACAUGGACAUCCCGACGAUGGAAAGAACUUUUCUUCCCGAUUAGUAAAAAGUCCUUGUGAAGAGUCUGGUGGAAGAAUCUUCAAUCGACGAAGAGCAUCCCGAUCGUAUGAGAAUCUAACAACAGCAAGCCAUUCACAACCAACAAUAGACUUUGUGAAGAAAGCAGAUGGCACAGCUUUAUUAGCAACAAGCAAGUCUCCAUCAGUUCCCGAUGGUCAGCUGGGCCACCAAAGUGAGGAGUUGAUGAACUCAAAAGAUGCAGGCAAUGUUCAAAGAGUACAUCCAGAACUUUCUCCAAAUUGUGAAAGUCUCAUGAUGCAAUCCUCUGCUGGCAUAAUGGACAAUGACUCUAAGGACUUCAGUGAAGCAGCCAGUUCAUCUGACGAGUAUUUAAGCAAAAAUCAAAUGAUUGAAUCUAGCUUCAUUCCCUGGGAAAUUGAGAGGAGUGCAGCACUACAAAAUGAGACAUGUCGAGGAAGAAUGGAAGCAAAAGUGUGGGUGAAAAGGAGUGGUAGGGAUGAUUCCCCAAGGAAUAGAGAGAGACAGCAACAACAACAACAACAACAACAACAACAACAACAACAACAACAACAACAACUGCAUACUUUCAGAAGCGAUCAGAAAAAAAGUUCCCUUCGCGAAACUGCAGUAUAAUUUUGGAAAUAGCAAUCCCGUGGAUGCUUCUGAAAGGAGUAACAACCGAAAAUGCUGGAAAUAUUCCACUAGUCAGGCAGCAAUUGUGGAGAGGGAAAAUUAGUUAACAUUUAAGGUCUACGACCUUUUAUUACAAGAGGGUGUUACUUCAACAUAUGUGGGAACAGUUUCGAGUUUGUCACGUUAGUUGUUAAAAUGUAUUGUGCAUUCCGUAAACUGUAACACUGGGCUGCUGCACUAUGUUGACUCAUUUCCAGUUUACCCAUGAUAUGUUCAUCCAUUAAAUUUCAAAAGCCCUCCCAAAGGAUAUUUAAAUGUUAUUUGCUGUUUCAAUGGCAGUUGCCUCUCUGUGCAGCGAAGCUUUAAUUUUAUAUCUUUGUGCAUCUACACAUUAUUUAAAAUAAUGCAAAUUA